CUAAUCUACUUUUGCUGAAAAUGUAUCAAAGAGCAAUAUAUAGUUAUGCAGUCAUAGAGACAUUGGGUUAAACCUAAAUUUAGCAACAUUUAGUUUUCUUACCUCCAAUCAUGACUGUUGAGUUUGUAGGGAGAGAAAGAGAGAUAUAGAGGGAGAGAGAGAUAGGGAAGAAUACUUUUAGUUAAAUUGAUUCAUUUUUUUUGCAGUACUUAGGUUAUGCAGAGCCUUCCAAAAAAAACUCAGGUUAUGCAGAGCAUCUCUAAAUAAGACUCUUAAUAGAUUGAGUGGGAACUAUUUUUCUAGUCAAAGAGAAAAAGGCUGAUACAUCCUAAAUACUAAUUUUUAUGAAAGCUUCAUGCAUUUAACAUGUGUUUAACAUGUGACACAUGAACUGCAUGUUAUUUUAACACUCCCCCUCAAGUCAAAACCUCGAAAGCUUUAGCUUGUCAAUAUGUUUUUUGAAGAGAAUAAUAUGGGAUCACUAGACUCGUUUGGAAAGGCAACAUUGGGCUGCAUUUGAGACCAGAAAAGGAGAAUUUAGUGCUCUGACAACAGCUAGAGUGUGCUUUAGCUGAGUAUGGGAUGCCAACUGGAGAUUAACACAGCUGAGAGGCAGCAGCUGGAGAUCAACACAACUAAAAAGUUUAAACACCUGGAGAUUGAUGUUGCCGGAGGAUUUUGUGAAGUUGCCAAAAAAGUCACUGAUAUUUGAAGCUCACUGAAAAAGAUAGAUGAAAGUUUGCCUGAAACUCAUUAAGUUGGUAUCUUUACUAGAAUUGGGAAGAACUCCCCAAUUUACAGAAUACAACACACACACUGCAGAACUUUGAGGGUCUGCGCCUCCCAAUGCCAAGAGGCCCUAAUUUCCUCUCAAAUGACAACAUUAUUUUCCAGUUUGCAAUUUGCCAGCUCAGCCAAUUGGAUAACGACAUGCACUGUGUAGCAUCGGAGUGUGUUGCUUGUUUUUCCCUGGAGGCCAAAACCCCAAUACCCAAUACAACCUAUAAAAGUAUCUCUUAUCCGUGUAGCAUUGGAGUGCAUUGUUUGUUUUGUCCAGGAGGCCAAGACCCUAGUAGCCAACCAAACCCCUGAAAGUGGCUCUUAUCAUUCUGUUCCUGUCAUUUUGAUCUGCAACGUAAAAUUCCUGAUGGGCAAUAAAUCAGAUCCCAAAGCUGGUGCUACUGCUGUGCCCCCUCUCCGAAUUGGGAAGAGAGAGGGUGAGAAUGAAGAUGAGCAGCAAGUGACUGCAAAGAAGCAGAAGAGAGAUGAGGUUGCAGAGGAGCAAAGGAUUAUGGAUGAAAUUGUUUCAGAUGAUUCCUUCGCAGAUUUUGAACCAGAUAAGAAUUCUGAAGCUAAAAAAGACUCCCUCAGUAAACAGGAGAAGAAAGGAAAACCUGAUAGUGCUAACUGUUCCAGUUCUUUGGAGUCAUUGGCUGAUGGUUCUGAGGAGGAUGCAGGGAAUAUGGAUAUUGAUGAGGGUUAUAAUUCUGAAGAAUGUAGUGAAGGAACACAAGAGAAGAUGCAAGUUUUGCCUGUAAAAAGUUCAGAGAACAGUGAGAAAGGAAUUGAGGAAAAAGACUCUAAAGCUCCUCAAGAAAAUCCUAAAAUGCUAUCUACACCAAAUGAACGAAAUGCUGGAUCGAAGACAAUAGUAACUAGAAACUUGUCAUACAGUGUGGAACGAGCUGAUUUGGAAAAUCUUUUCAAACCGUGUGGAGAAGUUGUUGAUGUUCGUCUACAUACAGAUGCUGAAGGGAGGUUUAGAGGCUUUGGACAUGUUGAGUUUGCAACAGCAGAAGCAGCACAAAAAGCUCUUCAGUUAAAUUAUACAGAAUUGUUAAGAUGCCGCAUCAGAGUUGUUUUAGCUCCACAAAAGCAUAAGCAUACUGCCAAUAGAAGCUUCCAUGUUAAUUCUAGCAACUUGAGUCACUCAUUUCAAAGGAGUGAAAGAACUCAGCCUGUGAAAGCUUCAGAGAUUUCAGGGGACUGGGAACAAGAAACUGAGUCAAAAAUAAUUGCUAACUGCAAAGACCUAAGUGCUACUUCAAAGACAAUAUAUGCUUCAAACUUGGCAUACAGUAUGGAGAAGGAUGAUAUGGAGUUUCUUUUCAAAAAUUGUGGAGAAAUUGUUGAUAUCCGCCUACAUACAGAUCAUAACGGGCGGUUUAAAGGCCAUGGACAUGUUGAGUUUGCAACCACAGAAGCUGCACAAAAAGCUCUUGAAUUGAAUAAUAAAGUAUAUCUGGGACGUCCUGUUGGAGUUUUUAUUGCUAAAGGAAAGGGUGAAUAUACCUCCAAUAGAAGCAACUGGAGCAAGUCAUUCCACCAGAGUGAACAAACUAAGCCCAUCAAAAGUACAGAGAGUUCAGAGUACUGUGAGGAAGAGGUUGAGGGAAAAGCCUCCAAUAGUUAUUGGGAAAGUUCUAAAAGGGUAGCUACUCUGAAAGAACAAAAUGCUCCACCAAAGACAAUAUAUGUCAGAAACUUGUCAUACAGAGUGGAACAGGCUGAUAUGGAAAAUCUUUUCAAAGAAUGUGGAAAAAUUGUUGAUGUUCGUCUACAUCGGAAUCACAAUGGUAGGUUAAAUGGCUUUGGACAAGUUGAGUUUGCAACAGCAGAAGCUGCGAAAAAAGCUCUUGAGUUGCAUAAUACAGAAUUGUUGAGACGUCCCAUCGGAGUUGAUUUGGCUGAAGAAAAAGGUGAAUAUACCUACAGUAGAAGCAAUUUUAGCAACUGGAGCAACUCAUUCCAGAAGUGUGAAAGAGCUCAGUCUCCAACUGUAUUUGUGACGGGUUUUGAUAGUUCCCUUCCGGCAGAAAAGCUGAAAGCUAGCCUAGAAGAACAUUUUGGUUCUUGUGGAGAGAUUCAAAGGAUAUCAAUUCCGACAUUUCCUGAUUCUGGUGCUGUUAAGGGGUUUGCUCACUUGGGGUUCAAGGAUGUUGUAAGUGUGAGGAAAGCUCUACAUCUUGAUCAAAAUGAGCUAGGAGGUUUCCCCUUGAGAGUUGAAAAAGCAAAGCCUCGACGUGAUAACUGGGGUAUAGGCAGUGGCAGAGAUGGACGUGAUAACUGGGGUAUAGGCAGUGGCAGAGAUGGUGGUGAUCAUCAGUUUGGUGGAAGGGAUGGAAGUGGCUAUACCAGCAGAGUGGGUUGGGGGAGAAGUGGUGGUGGUGGGUGGCAUUCUCUUCAUUUUUCUGAUGAAGACUCGGGGAGGAAGAACCACUCUUACUGAUGACGAUUAUUGCAGCAGAUGUUGGGAAUUUUGGGUGGGUUAAUUGCAGUGUCAAUUGGAUUGCUUUUGUGGCUACCUCGUGAUUAUUGCAGUGUCAGUUGGAAUUGGAAAAUUGGGGGUCGGUGUUAAACCGAACUAAAUUGCUGUAGAACAACCUCAUUUUUUUUAGUUUGGUUCAUUUUUUGGAUCUUGUAAAAACUGAACCCAAUCAAAUUGAACCGAACAUUAUAUAUGGAUUUUUACUUAAUAUAUGUUUAGCAUUAUGUACUAUAAUUUUAAACUUUUGAUGGUUUAUUAUGUAUUUCUUUUUUGUAAGAUUUGUAAUAUGUGGUUUUUGUUGUGGUAUUA
Molecule: messenger RNA, 3577 nt
Organism: Glycine soja
Lineage: Eukaryota; Viridiplantae; Streptophyta; Magnoliopsida; Fabales; Fabaceae
Product: protein gar2-like
Exons: 22
Coding region: 1148-3229 (693 amino acids)
Molecular function (GO): RNA binding
Source: RefSeq, a predicted model, not a curated record